Molecule: messenger RNA, 2424 nt
Organism: Gorilla gorilla gorilla (western lowland gorilla)
Lineage: Eukaryota; Metazoa; Chordata; Mammalia; Primates; Hominidae
Gene: CERS2
Product: ceramide synthase 2
Exons: 11
Coding region: 320-1462 (380 amino acids)
Biological process (GO): ceramide biosynthetic process
Cellular component (GO): membrane
Molecular function (GO): DNA binding; sphingosine N-acyltransferase activity
Source: RefSeq, a predicted model, not a curated record
CCUGGAGAGGUUUUCAGCUUCGGCGCGAGGCACUUGGGCAGGAUCCCUGGGCUGCACCCUCCUCCGCCCGCGCCCCGUGGGGCUGGAAGUGGGAAUGUGCCCACCCUGACGGGGACCGGGGGCCGCACGGCAGUUGGGGGUGGGUGGGGGUGGGUAGGAGUAAGGGUGCAGGGACACCGCCGCUUGGAGCCCGGGACCCCGCGGCAUCCAGUGCGUCUGUGUCGGUCCCAGGGGGAGACCUCCCACCCCGAAAAGAGACCGAAGUGGCGGAAGGAGCCCGCAGCCGCUUCCCCACGUCGGGGGCUUCUCUAGCGCAAGGAUGCUCCAGACCUUGUAUGAUUACUUCUGGUGGGAACGUCUGUGGCUGCCUGUGAACUUGACCUGGGCCGAUCUAGAAGACCGAGAUGGACGUGUCUACGCCAAAGCCUCAGAUCUCUAUAUCACGCUGCCCCUGGCCUUGCUCUUCCUCAUCGUUCGAUACUUCUUUGAGCUGUACGUGGCUACACCACUGGCUGCCCUCUUGAACAUAAAGGAGAAAACUCGGCUGCGGGCACCUCCCAACGCCACCUUGGAACAUUUCUACCUGACCAGUGGCAAGCAGCCCAAGCAGGUGGAAGUAGAGCUUUUGUCCCGGCAGAGCGGGCUCUCUGGUCGCCAGGUAGAGCGUUGGUUCCGUCGCCGCCGCAACCAGGACCGGCCCAGUCUCCUCAAGAAGUUCCGAGAAGCCAGCUGGAGAUUCACAUUUUACCUGAUUGCCUUCAUUGCCGGCAUGGCCGUCAUUGUGGAUAAACCCUGGUUCUAUGACAUGAAGAAAGUUUGGGAGGGAUAUCCCAUACAGAGCACUAUCCCUUCCCAGUAUUGGUACUACAUGAUUGAACUUUCCUUCUACUGGUCCCUGCUCUUCAGCAUUGCCUCUGAUGUCAAGCGAAAGGAUUUCAAGGAACAGAUCAUCCACCAUGUGGCCACCAUCAUUCUCAUCAGCUUUUCCUGGUUUGCCAAUUACAUCCGAGCUGGGACUCUAAUCAUGGCUCUGCAUGACUCUUCCGAUUACCUGCUGGAGUCAGCCAAGAUGUUUAACUAUGCGGGAUGGAAGAACACCUGCAACAACAUCUUCAUCGUCUUCGCCAUUGUUUUCAUCAUCACCCGACUGGUCAUCCUGCCCUUCUGGAUCCUGCAUUGCACCCUGGUGUACCCACUGGAGCUCUAUCCUGCCUUCUUUGGCUAUUACUUCUUCAAUUCCAUGAUGGGAGUUCUACAGCUGCUGCAUAUCUUCUGGGCCUACCUCAUUUUGCGCAUGGCCCACAAGUUCAUAACUGGAAAGCUGGUAGAAGAUGAACGCAGUGACCGGGAAGAAACAGAGAGCUCAGAGGGGGAGGAGGCUGCAGCUGGGGGAGGAGCAAAGAGCCGGCCCCUAGCCAAUGGCCACCCCAUCCUCAAUAACAACCAUCGUAAGAAUGACUGAACCAUUAUUCCAGCUGCCUCCCAGAUUAAUGCAUAAAGCCAAGGAACUACCCCCCUCCCCGCGCUAUAGGGUCACUUUAAGCUCUGGGGAAAAAGGAGAAAGCGAGAGGAGAGUUCUCUGCAUCCUCCCUCCUUGCUUGUCACCCAGUUGCCUUUAAACCAAAUUCUAACCAGCCUAUCCCCAGGUAGGGGGACGUUGGUUAUAUUCUGUUAGAGGGGGAUGGUCGUAUUUUCCUCCCUAUCCACCAAGUCAUCCUUUCUACUUCUUUUGAGGCCCUCCCUCAGCUCUCUGUGGGUAGGGGUUACAAUUCACAUUCCUUAUUCUGAGAAUUUGGCCCCAGCUGUUUGCCUUUGACUCCCUGACCUCCAGAGCCAGGGUUGUGCCUUAUUGUCCCAUCUGUGGGCCUCAUUCUGCCAAAGCUGGACCAAGGCUAACCUUUCUAAGCUCCCUAACUUGGGCCAGAAACCAAAGCUGAGCUUUUAACUUUCUCCCUCUAUGACACAAAUGAAUUGAGGGUAGGAGGAGGGUGCACAUAACCCUUACCCUACCUCUGCCAAAAAGUGGGGGCUGUACAGGGGACUGCUCGGAUGAUCUUUCUUAGUGCUACUUCUUUCAGCUGUCCCUGUAGCGACAGGUCUAAGAUCUGACUGCCUCCUCCUUUCUCUGGCCUCUUCCCCUUCCCUCUUCUCUUCAGCUAGGCUAGCUGGUUUGGAGUAGAAUGGCAACUAAUUCUAAUUUUUAUUUAUUAAAUAUUUGGGGUUUUGGUUUUAAAGCCAGAAUUACGGCUAGCACCUAGCAUUUCAGCAGAGGGACCAUUUUAGACCAAAAUGUACUGUUAAUGGGUUUUUUUUUUUAAAUUAAAAGAUUAAAUAAAAAAUAUUAAAUAAAACAUGGCAAUAAGUGUCAGACUAUUAGGAAUUGAGAAGGGGGAUCAACUAAAUAAACGAAGAAAGUCUUUCUUA